This is a messenger RNA of Drosophila innubila, 2104 nucleotides long. RefSeq lists its product as uncharacterized. The transcript is spliced from 2 exons. Lineage: Eukaryota; Metazoa; Arthropoda; Insecta; Diptera; Drosophilidae. Bases 315 to 1736 code for a protein of 473 amino acids. The record is from RefSeq and is a predicted model, not a curated record.
AGUUUGUUGUAAGAAAUCUCGCAGAUCACUGAAAGACACGAUCUCUGGUUUCCUCAGAAGAUCCAAAUGCAAAUCUCGCACGAAAUGCUGCAGAUAUCCACAUGCAUCGAAAGCAAAGAGAAGUAAAACCUGUCUGGAUAAUUCGAAAUCUGUUAGCAGUAUCUCCUGUGCCGUUGUCCAAAAUAAACGUCUGGCUUCCAACAAACAAACAACAAAUUCUUUCGGCUGCCCAAUAACUAAGAGAACCAAAUGCAUCGCAUAUCCUACCGUUUACAGGGACAAAUGUCCGAUUUGUGUGGAUCCCGAGGAACAGGAUGAUGAAGUGCUGCCAUGUCCAUCUGUCCGACCGAAGACAGUUCGAAGCGUCAUCUGGUUUUCCAAAUACCAAACUGACUGUUGAAGCUCCCAGCUAUUGCAGCUUUGCCACUGAGGAUCAAGCAAAUUUCACAAAUAGAAACAGUUCUUUCUGUCUGACCAGAAAAAUUUCAAGAAUUGUACGUGCCAGUGCUCCAAGGAGGACAAGCUGCAGGUCUUCCUGUUCUACAGAGAGUUUUGCUGCUCCAGGCAAGACCUGUUGUGCUCCCAAAGAACAAGAAGAAUCUCCCUGUUCUACAGAGAAUCUAGCAUGUCCAAUAAAGAAAACCUGCUGCAGCUUUUGUGAGCCACAAAGCGAAAAUCUCAAGAAUUCUUCUUGUUAUCCAAGUCCUAUGAAGACUGACUGCUGUUCUUCCUCUCAGCCCCAAAAAGAAUACCCCAAGAAGACCGCUUUCUGUGCUCCCAAAAUGAAAAAUUCAAAGCAGACCUAUUGUCAAUCUACCGGUUGUAAAACAGACAUUCCGAAAAGGACCUGUCAUCCAUGCGAAGGGGAUGUCGUCUGUUCGAGGAAGACUGACAGCGGCUCUUCCUCUGAGAAGACCUCUUGUUGUGCUUCCUGCACAAACGAGAUGCUUCUCAAUCAAAAUAAACCAAGUACAAUUAAUGUGUGCCUGAAAAUAUGCACUGCUGAUGGCGAUUUGCUGGAUCCAGGCAGAAUCACAGCCACGUUGGAGACACCUCCUGAGGGGCCUAAGAAGCUUUGUGGCUCUGACAACAUCUUGACUUCAACUUCUCCCAGUGGAACGUUGUCGAAAUGCUGCAAGAAUUCAAGCAGUAAAAGUUCAAUUUUCAAAAGUGAUUGUAAACAGGUUCCGUCUUCUGGGAGUUUAACAAGGUCUACUUGCGACUGCAAAAAGGAUUGUGAUUUCAAAAAUGUGGGAUCUACUUCCCGUUUCAGUCACAAGGACUCACAUCAAUUGGAAACAAGCGAUUCUUGCACCGUUUGUUCAGAAAAUAACUUUAUAAAUGUGCGAACUGAUCGGUCAAGUAGUCGACCUGGAAGUAAUACAUCUUGUAUAACCCCAAGAGUUCCCAAGCCCAUACUGUCAACAUCCAAAAAGAGUACUUCCCAAUGUUGCACCCCUUACAAUAAGAAAAGCAUGGAAAAACUCAACUGGAACAAGUGUCCUUCUCAAGUGAAAAUCCAAUGUAAAUGCACAAAUAAAGAUAUCAGAGAAGAAAAAUUGCUUUGCAAAGAGAAGAGUUCUAAGAGGAAAGAUUGUUGUGGCUGGAAGAAUCGUUCCGAACAGGAAAAAUGUACCAAAAAAGAUGCUAGAGAAGAAUGUCCUAUUCAAAAGAGCUACCCGGAAGUUUCAAAAAAUGCGAAGAAUGCUGUCCAGCCAAAAAAGACAGUUCUAUAAAGAUUUGCUGUAGUAUCACGGAAAACUGCUCCGAUUCCGGCAAAAUUCAAAGUAGCAUUACAAAACCCUUAAUGCAAUGCAAAAAAUCUAUUCCUAAAGUGGAAUUUGAGUGUUGCACACCUCCACCCUUGGAAUGUCCAGAGCAAUGCGAGAAUCGACCAUCGUUUUUGGAGGAACUGAAAAAGGAACUUCUGGAUACUUUGAGAAGCGAGCAAAAUUUGAACUGUCAACUGCCUCAUCUAAAGCCAACGCCACAAAUUAUGAUCUUUCCAUGUGCUACUGAGAAAGUAUCCACACCAUGUCAACCCAGUGAAAAUCCAUGUAACACAUGCUGGAAACCGCUUUAAAGAAUAAAAUUAAAAGUCACC